GCAGUCCCCAAUCCUCACCACCACCACUCAAUCCCCUUCCAAACCCAUUACAAAGGGGAGAUAGCCCGCCCUUCUCCGCCUUCUCACUCCAUCUUCCACCGCUUCCGCCCACCAUCAUCAUCCCACCAUGACGGCCUCUUCCCUCCUCCCCUCCCCCUCUUCCCUGCUCCUCCUCCGCCGCCACGCCCUCCCCGUCGGCCGCCGCAACCGCCCCGUGGCCCCCGUCCGAGCCCUCUCCGCCCCCGCCACCCUCACCCAGGACGACCUCAAGAAGCUCGCCGCAGUCAAGGCCGUCGAGUACGUCAGCAGUGGCAUGGUGCUCGGCCUCGGGACCGGCUCCACCGCCGCCUUCGUUGUCGCCGAGAUCGGGGCCCUCCUUUCGUCGGGCAAGCUCAGGGACAUCGUCGGCGUGCCCACGUCCAAGCGCACCUAUGAGCAGGCUUUGUCUCUGGGGAUCCCGCUCUCCACCCUCGACGACCACCCGCGGAUCGAUCUCGCUAUCGAUGGUGCCGAUGAGGUGGACCCAGACCUAAAUCUUGUCAAAGGACGUGGAGGAGCUCUACUUCGUGAGAAGAUGGUUGAGGCAGCAUCUGAUAAGUUUGUCGUGGUGGCGGAUGAAACAAAGCUUGUAACUGGAUUGGGUGGAAGUGGGCUGGCGAUGCCAGUGGAAGUUGUGCAGUUCUGUUGGAAAUACAACCAGACAAGGUUGCAGGAAUUGUUUAAAGAAGAAGGAUGUGAGGCGACGCUUAGAUUGGAUGAUGGCGGGAAGCCUUAUGUCACUGACAAUUCAAACUAUAUCGUUGACUUGUACUUUAAGACACCAAUUAAAGAUGCACCAGCUGCAGGAAAGGAGAUUUCAGCACUUGAAGGGGUUGUAGAACAUGGAUUGUUCUUGGACAUGGCAACUGCUGUCAUAAUUGCUGGAAAAGAUGGGGUGACCAUGACGACAAAAUGAGUAGCGAGCAUUCUUAGUCAACAUGGCUUGGUUUUUCUUUUUCUUUUUUUUUUCUCUUUUGAUGUAUGAAAAUUCUAUGUAUCUUCAGUUCGUCUUACGAACAUUCAAGAGGAAUUGCCAUGACCUUGGUUAAAACCAUUUUUUUCUGUUUAUGAACUCAUUCUUCUGA
Molecule: messenger RNA, 1124 nt
Organism: Musa acuminata AAA Group (dessert banana)
Lineage: Eukaryota; Viridiplantae; Streptophyta; Magnoliopsida; Zingiberales; Musaceae
Product: probable ribose-5-phosphate isomerase 3, chloroplastic
Exons: 2
Coding region: 128-955 (275 amino acids)
Biological process (GO): pentose-phosphate shunt, non-oxidative branch
Molecular function (GO): ribose-5-phosphate isomerase activity
Source: RefSeq, a predicted model, not a curated record